GUACCUACAUAUUGUAGAUGUGUUUGUGUUCAUUAGAAAAAAUCUGUUAUAUAUUCCGCGGAAAUUUAUAGGCUGGAUUGGCUCGCAAUAUAAUACCCACUAACAUAAAAGCAGUCGUCGAUUUGAGAUUGGCAGCAUCAGUAGAUGCUGAAGCUAUGUUAGCUUUGACAAAGGAAUGGACUGAGCACGCUGGUAAUGGUACCGAACUGUCGUUUAUCCGAUAUUUCACGGAGUCUGCAGCGACAUCUAUUGGUGAUGAUAAUAAGUACUGGCUUGCUAUGCGGGAAGCUGUCAACAAUUUGGGUAUUGAAAUUACGCCAGUAGUAUGCCCAGCAACUUCAGAUAUGCUCAUUUUGCGGAAUAAAGGCAUACCAGCCAUUGGGUUUGCUCCUAAAUCUCAUACAAUUUCACGUAUACAUGCAGCUGAUGAGUAUUUGAAUGUAGCCACCUUCCUCAGAGGUAUCGACGUGUAUGUGGCUAUUUUGCAGAAGUUAGGAAACUUGCAGUAGUGUUUAAAUGUAAAUAAAAGUACGUAUCUAAAUCUAGCUAUAUGCUAUAUUUAGAUACGUACUUUUGUUUACUUUAGAGCUCCUACACUCUCUGUAUGUGUAUA
Molecule: messenger RNA, 613 nt
Organism: Achroia grisella
Lineage: Eukaryota; Metazoa; Arthropoda; Insecta; Lepidoptera; Pyralidae
Product: aminoacylase-1-like
Exons: 4
Coding region: 156-509 (117 amino acids)
Molecular function (GO): aminoacylase activity
Source: RefSeq, a predicted model, not a curated record